Molecule: messenger RNA, 1701 nt
Organism: Maudiozyma barnettii
Lineage: Eukaryota; Fungi; Ascomycota; Saccharomycetes; Saccharomycetales; Saccharomycetaceae
Gene: PCM1
Product: phosphoacetylglucosamine mutase PCM1
Exons: 1
Coding region: 1-1701 (566 amino acids)
Biological process (GO): UDP-N-acetylglucosamine biosynthetic process; carbohydrate metabolic process
Molecular function (GO): phosphoacetylglucosamine mutase activity; magnesium ion binding
Source: RefSeq, a predicted model, not a curated record
AUGACAGCACACCAAGCCACCGAAAUGCAAUUGCAACUGCUCGAAUCGUUGCACACUCAGGUUUGUAAAACUAAAAACUAUUCUUAUACCUAUGGUACUGCGGGGUUUAGAGAUAAAGCGGCAGUUCUAGAUACUGUAAUGUUUACCACUGGGAUAAUCGCCGCUUUAAGAUCUAUGUCUCACAAUGGGAAAGCCGUCGGGGUAAUGAUCACUGCUUCCCAUAAUCCACCGCUGGAUAACGGUGUCAAGAUCAUCGAACCCGAUGGUUCGAUGCUUUUACAAUCAUGGGAAUCACACGCAACGCAAUUGGCGAAUAUUGCAGCUAAUGAUACUGUCACUCAAUUGAUUCAAUAUAUCAAUGAAAUCGUUGCAACUUUAAACAUCGAUUCAAAUGUGACGCCGUCAAUUGUGGUCGGAAUGGACUCUAGAGAAUCUUCUCCAAGAUUAAUGGAUUGCUUAUUAUCAACUUUAUCACCGGUCUUUAUGGCAAAGAUUGUUAAUCAUAAUAUGCUAACUACUCCGCAAUUACAUUUCUUAACCGCAUAUCAAAAUAAUCAUGAACCAUCUUCAGAUGAUAAGACUGUGAUCUCUGUUAGUCAAUACGAUUCAAAGUUCCAAACCGCGUUCAAAGACCUGAUGAAUCUAUAUGAGAUCAAGGAUUUCAAUGAUUGUUUUGAAUCUUUAGUGGUAGAUUGCGCCAAUGGGAUAGGGGCACCCCAAUUCCAACAAUUCGUUAAGGGCUUACCUCAAUGUAAUUCAAUCAAAUUCGUGAAUGAUGAUUAUACUCAUCCAGAUACCUUAAAUAAUUCAUGUGGCGCUGAUUUUGUGAAGACUCAACAAAGGCUACCUGCAGGCGUCGACGAUUCUCUUUUAAAUGAUAACAAUCUGUAUUGUUCCUUCGAUGGUGAUGCCGAUAGAAUUGUCUUUUAUUAUGUCGGUAAUAAAACUACCAAGUUUCAUUUAUUAGAUGGUGAUAAAAUCGCAACUUUAUUUGCCAAAUUCCUAAAAAAAUUAUUGAUUAAAGCAAAUUUGACUCAAGAUGAUAUUAGAUUAGGAAUCGUCCAGACUGCUUACGCUAAUGGUAGUUCCACCACUUAUGUUCUGGACACUUUACAUUGUCCUGCAUCCUGUACGAAGACUGGUGUCAAACAUUUACAUCAUGAAGCUCAAACUGCUUAUGACAUAGGGAUUUAUUUCGAGGCCAAUGGUCAUGGUACUAUCUUAUUCUCGGAUAAUUUUUACUCGAAAGUUCAAGAACGUCAAACAAUUGCCAUUAAAGAAAAUGACCUAAGUUCCUUAAAGGCAUCCAAGACUCUAUUAGCAUUCUCAAAGGUGAUCAAUCAAACCGUCGGAGAUGCAAUUGCAGAUCUGCUAGGGGUCGUCGCUACAUUAUUAAUCUCAAAAAUGAAACCUUCUCAAUGGGAUAAUGAAUAUACGGAUUUACCAAACUUGUUAAGUAAAGUGAUCGUUCCGGAUAGAACCGUGUUCAAGACAACAGAUCAAGAACGUAAAUUGACUAGCCCCCCUGCGUUGCAACCAAAGAUGGAUCUCUUGAUUAAUAAGAUUGAACAAGGAAGAGCAUUUGUAAGAGCAUCAGGCACAGAAGACGCUGUCAGGGUUUAUUGUGAGGGGAAGCACGCGGAUGAUGUUAAACAACUUUCCAAGGAUAUUGAGGCUUUAAUAAUGUCUGAAGUUAACUGA